Messenger RNA from Actinia tenebrosa (Australian red waratah sea anemone), 2027 nucleotides. RefSeq lists its product as uncharacterized. Lineage: Eukaryota; Metazoa; Cnidaria; Anthozoa; Actiniaria; Actiniidae. Gene Ontology annotation, molecular function: phosphatidylinositol-4-phosphate binding. The record is from RefSeq and is a predicted model, not a curated record.
UAUGACAACAAACAUGGCGUCUUCUUUUAUGUAGAUAACGUUCAGGUCAAGCAUUCUCRGCAUUUUGACCAAUAUCCGGUCAUCUUACUUAUCCCGAAGAAUUCUCUAGAUAAGGUAGGAUAGUAAAGAAUGGUCUCUUUUUGCACUCCUACGUCGAACGUAAAAACGAUGACAAUAUUUCAUUGGUGAGUGCAUCGACCGUGAAGAUAUCGUGAAGCAGUAGAAGAAAUCGUGUAAAUCACGAUACUGUCUUCCCACGAUGUCCACUGAAGAUGCUUGGUUCAUAGCCGAGAGACUGCGAGAAAUACUUCAGUCUCGACACUUCAACAAGGACGAUUUUGAAGGUCGUCCAUUAAAACUGUCCCAAGCUUUCUGUCUUCUGUGGCAGAAUAAAGAAAAUGGUGAAGUUUCUGGUCGACAGAGAUCAGGGCGAAUUGCAAAUGCUGCUGUUCUUGCUGUGUUAUUAGAUCUGUUUGCGUUGGGAAAAAUUGAGUUUGAAGCUCAAGUAAAACAGUGGAUUGCCUUGGGAAGAAGGAGAGAGAUAACAUACGUGAAGGUUAUAGAUCCAUCACCUACUGGCACAUUCCUAGACAAAGCCCUCUUUUCUGGUAUUCUAUAUAAUUAUAGCAACACCCCUGAUAAACCCAAAACACUAGAAGAAUGGAUUCUCCAAGGGUCUUAUCUGAAUCCAACCUGUGCUACUCAAGUGCUUGACAGCCUUGUAGAGGCUAAAAUAUUUGGAAAGACUUCAGUGCUUUUCUGGAAAAAGUACCCAACAAUCAAUCCAGAACCUGAAGCAAAGCUGGUAAAAGAGCUAAGAAGCAUAGCUCUGCAAGGACAAGUAGCCGAUGGUUACAUGUGGACAUUGAUUAAGUUAUUGAGUGAUGCUGACACAAGUCUAUUUGGUAAAAGAGAUCUGUUAAGCCAGCAUUUCUCCAAUGAAGAGUUUCCCAGGGCCAAGUCGUGCUUCACAAGUUUGACGUUUAUAGAAAGUGAAUCAAGGAUUGAUGCAAGACAGCUUCAAGUUGCACAAGAAUUGCAGGUGGUGAAUGACCAGAGUAAAAAGGGAGGAGUUGAGGAGGUUGCAGCUGUUGGUCCUUCUUGCUCUCCUCAAGAAGUUAAUGUUGUGAUAAAAAAAGAAGAACAGAAGAAAAGCUUCUGAACCUGAAAAAUCGAAACUUUUGGAUAAUGCAUAAAAUGCCUCGGAAAAAUUCACUGAGCUCUUGUGGUUAUUUUGAGAGCUGGCUCUGCCAGGACUGCUCUUAUUCAUAGAAAGAGGAGCAUAGUUAGAACAAAACACUCAAAAAUGGUUCCAGUUAGCCUACACUGUUAUUGAUAAAAUAGAAAACAUGUGCUGUGUGCUGUGGAAAUUGGCAGCACAUGAGAGAUGCCUUGUGGAGUACCUCUUAACACCUCUCGAGUGUUAAUCCAAUCCCCAUAAGUUCUUUAUAUUUGCACACACAAAAAAAAAAACAACAAGCAAGACUAGUUUUUUCAUUUCUCUUAUAAAAUGCCCUGAAUCACUCUAAUAUGAAAAGGCGUUUUGUUUUGAGACUGAACUGUAGCAGAGAUAAUUCUGUGAAAACUGUAAAAACUAUAUUUUUGCCCAAGAUUUUAUGCUGUAUAUAUAUGAAAUAGGUCCCAAAACACAGUAUGUGGCACGCCACCAAUAUCCUAGCCAACGUAUUUAAGACUGAUUAUUUGCUGUUCCGAGGUUUAGAAAAAAACUGGGUGAAGUUGGGAUUGCAAUGCAUUGUUGGACCUUUUAGGGGACAUAUUUAGGGACACAUUUAGGGGACAAUAUAGACGUAAUUUACUGCAAUGCCAACUCGACUCCGUUUAUCUUUGAAAUGCCUAAUGGUGGUAUUAACUAAAAACAGUGACACUUAAAAACACGUUUAAAUAAUAUUUUAAUGUGGUAUGUGGAAUAACAAUUUAAUAAGAAAGAACUAUGUAAAAAAGGUUGUACAUAUGCUAACGUUUCGGACAUGGGUCCUUUCGUCAGAGUGAAAGUAUCAUUAAGUAUA